AUGUCAAGAGAGGGAGAUUCCUUUUGGGAUCAGUUCCGAACGUUUCGACAACUGAAAGAGUAUGCCGCUGUUGGUGAGGUAAAGUCCUGGAAGCGCGGAGCUUUUCGCGAGUUUGCCAGGGAGCACCCCGCGGAGGCAAACUGUCUCAGGCAGAGUCGAAGGGCAGGUAACUUCGCAAUCGCCACUGGACUUGCUGGUGCGGUUGGGUCGGGUGCGUUUGCGUACAAGUAUGGGCGCUCGGGGCUCGGGGCAACACUCGCUGCAACUGCAGGCUUUGCAGCGGCAGCACUGAUGGGCGGUCACGCUGCCUCGGUCUACUACUGGGGCUUUUCGCCAAAAGUGGACCCACUGGACGCUAGCAUCCUCUUUUUGAAAUGGGUCAAGGACCAUGAACAAAGCUGA
Cyanidioschyzon merolae strain 10D is the source of this 402-nucleotide messenger RNA. RefSeq lists its product as hypothetical. The transcript has a single exon. The coding region runs from base 1 to 402 and encodes 133 amino acids. NCBI's taxonomy places the organism in Eukaryota, Rhodophyta, Bangiophyceae, Cyanidiales, Cyanidiaceae. The record is from RefSeq and is a predicted model, not a curated record.